AUGGCUGUCAUCAAAAUCGACAUUAUCUCCGACGCGAUCUGUCCCUGGUGUUUCAUUGGCUAUCGAAAUCUCCAGAGAGCCAUUCAACUGUACCAAAAGACAUAUCCUGGCGGGUCGAAAGAUGUAUUCGACAUAACUUGGAAGCCCUACUUCAUCGACCAGGUUCCCCGGGGGAGUGAAUUAGUGCAAGAUCGUAUGCUCCGUCGUAUGAGCCCCGAGAUGGUUCACGGCGCCCAAAUGCGCCUGAAGCGAGUCGGCACCAGCGCCGGAAUCGACUUUAAAUUUGGCGGAUGGAUCGGAAGUACACGCAGGGCACACCAACUGCUCUAUCUAGCUCGCAAAGAGAGCAGUGAGCUGCAGUGUCAAUUAUCCGAAAAGUUGUUUCAGUAUCAAUUCGAAAAGGAGGCUGAUAUCAGUCGACCGGAAGUCCUGGUGGAAGCGGCCGUGCAAGCUGGGAUUCCGGAGGAGAGAGUAAAGGGAUGGCUGGCAAGUGACGAGGGCAUGAAAGAGACAGAAGAAGAGACGAAGCAAAUCAAGGAGUCUGGGAUUGUCGGGGUGCCUCAUUUCAUAAUUGGCGAGACGCAGCAUCUGCAGGGAGCUGAGGACAUGGAGGAAUUGUUCCAGGCUUUUAUCGCCGCGAGAGAGGGAAAGUAG
Molecule: messenger RNA, 654 nt
Organism: Aspergillus steynii IBT 23096
Lineage: Eukaryota; Fungi; Ascomycota; Eurotiomycetes; Eurotiales; Aspergillaceae
Product: DsbA family oxidoreductase
Exons: 3
Coding region: 1-654 (217 amino acids)
Molecular function (GO): oxidoreductase activity
Source: RefSeq, a predicted model, not a curated record